GCUUACACGGGUGUUGCGCUCAGAGUCCACAUGAAUCCUGUCUCCAUUCCAAGAAAAAGAGGCUUCCCAAACCGGAGGGAGAAUUCCCCUGACAUCAGUGACCUACUGAGGCAACUUCCAAGCGUGGAAUGGAGCUGGUGAGCAGGGGAGACCCCCAGCUCCGGGAGGUCGUGUGGUUCGCCGGGCGCUGCCGAGCCCUGACGCUGCUGCUGCAGGCUGUCUUUAACCUGCUGAUCCCGGACCACGCCGCGGACGCCUUCUCUCCCCCUCGGCUGUCGGAGCCCAGCCCGUGGGAUGUGCUGGUGGAGUGGCUGCUGGGCGGGCUGUCCCACUGGGACGCAGAGCACUUCCUCUUCAUCGCAGAGCACGGAUACCUGUACGAGCACAACUGCGCCUUCCUCCCGCUCUACCCCCUGAGCCUGUGGGCCGUGGCCAGGGGGUUCCUGUGGCCCCUGCAGCGGCUGCUGCGGCUGCGGAGCCGCCUCCUGCUCUCGGCCGUGCUGCUGAAUUCCCUGUUUUCCGCCCUGGCAGCCGCUGCCCUGUACGAGCUGGGCCGCGUCGUGCUGCGGCGGCGCCGCGUGGCUUUCCUCGCUGCCCUUCUCUUCUCCCUCAGCCCUGCCAACGUGUUCAUGGCAGCCGCUUACUCGGAGAGCGUGUUUGCUUUCCUGGCAUUCGCUGCCAUGUGGCAGCUGGAGAAGGGGCAGAGCUGGCUCAGUGGGCUGCUCUUCUCCCUGGCUUCUGGGGCGCGCGCCAACGGGCUGAUUAACGCUGGCUUCUUACUCUACUCCCAGGGUAAACGCUUUGCCCUCCAGCUGCAGGUGGGACCGGGAUCCCUAAGGAAGCUCCCUCUGUUGUGGAAGCAGCUCCUUAGCCUGGCAUCUUCAGCGGUCCUGAUGAGUGCUGGCAUUUUUCUGCCUUUUGCUGUGUUUCAGUACUAUGCCUACGUGAGGUUCUGUGGUCCUGGCACCAGCCUGGAUCGGGCCAUUCCCGAGCCACUGCUGCAGCUGGCUCGGGAUAAGGGCUAUCGUCCGGCAGCCAUGGAUGGGGCUAAACCCCCUUGGUGCUUGUGGAGGGUCCCUGUGGUCUAUUCCUACAUCCAAGACGCUUACUGGAAUGUGGGCUUUCUAAGGUACUUUGAGCUCAGGCAGAUCCCGAAUUUCUUGCUGGCUUUGCCUGUGACCCUUCUGGUCUCGUGGGCUGCCUGGACCUACGUCAGCACAAACCCCCGGCACUGCCUGACUCUUGGUCUGGAGAGAAGUAAGAGUGAAGAGGAGGAAAAGCCAAGAGAUGGAUUUUGCUGCCCUGCUGCCUUCGUGUACGUGGUCCAUGCCAUGGCCCUGCUGGCCUUUGGAUUCUCCUGCAUGCACGUGCAGGUGCUGACCCGGUUCCUUGGCUCCUCCUCUCCCAUCCUGUACUGGUUCUCAGCUCACCUGCUUCAGGAACACGAACCUUUACUCUGGAGCACAGGGACUGAUAAUCCACCCUCUGGGAGGUCUGUCCUAGGCGAAUCUCCCGGUUCUUGUGGGAAAGGGACUCCUGACAACCCUGUUGUGAGGCUGCUGCUGAACUGGCGAUUAAUUACCCCCCUCAGCAAGGGCAUCCUGGGAUUCUUCCUGUGCUACUGGCUGCUGGGACUGCUCCUGCACUGCAACUUCCUCCCGUGGACGUAGCAGGAUGUGCUGGCCCAGACUGGGAGCGGUCAGAAUCGAAACUCACUUUUUCUGGAAGCCUGAGGUAGCUGUGAUGCUGCUGCUGUUGCAGUUACAAAGGUGUUACUCCCCUGUUACUACGUGUGUACGGAGCUGCUGUGUCCCUCCGUGGUGUGAUGGUGCAGUGUCCUGCUCUGCUGUCAUUACUGAUGGCCAAAAUUCCCAUUCCCUGGGAUGGGAAUGCACCUCGGUUCCUGCAUCUCCUGCGGGAGAUUUAUGGCAGGACCCUCGUGAUGGAUUUGGGAACCCUCUGGGGUGUUGUUGGUGGGCACAGCUGGAGGACAGGGAGGAUCCAGCUGCUGUGAGCAGCUCAGACCACGCUGGUUCCUUCUCCACAGCUCCGAGCCAGGCUGGGCUGGGGC
Empidonax traillii (willow flycatcher) is the source of this 2071-nucleotide messenger RNA. Its product is annotated as GPI mannosyltransferase 2-like. The transcript is spliced from 4 exons. NCBI's taxonomy places the organism in Eukaryota, Metazoa, Chordata, Aves, Passeriformes, Tyrannidae. Gene Ontology annotation, molecular function: alpha-1,6-mannosyltransferase activity; GPI mannosyltransferase activity. The record is from RefSeq and is a predicted model, not a curated record. Gene Ontology annotation, biological process: GPI anchor biosynthetic process. Gene Ontology annotation, cellular component: endoplasmic reticulum membrane; mannosyltransferase complex. Bases 129 to 1670 code for a protein of 513 amino acids.